Molecule: messenger RNA, 945 nt
Organism: Oncorhynchus nerka (sockeye salmon)
Lineage: Eukaryota; Metazoa; Chordata; Actinopteri; Salmoniformes; Salmonidae
Product: ubiquitin-conjugating enzyme E2 D4-like
Exons: 7
Coding region: 122-565 (147 amino acids)
Biological process (GO): protein K48-linked ubiquitination
Cellular component (GO): nucleus
Molecular function (GO): ubiquitin conjugating enzyme activity
Source: RefSeq, a predicted model, not a curated record
AGCGGAAACAAAAGAAAUCGCAAAUUUCUAGAAACAAAUUUUGGUGAGCUGGGCAGAGAUACAGGCAUACAACUGACAGCUUUCACUGUUAACACCAUACACCUAACUCAGGAGGGCUGACAUGGCUUUGAAAAGAAUACAGAAGGAGCUACAUGACUUGCAAAGGGACCCUCCUGCUCAAUGCUCAGCUGGACCAGUUGGAGAGGACUUGUUUCAUUGGCAAGCCACAAUCAUGGGACCUACUGACAGCCCAUAUCAGGGAGGAGUGUUCUUCCUCACCAUCCACUUCCCAACAGACUAUCCCUUCAAACCACCAAAGGUAGCCUUCACAACAAAAAUCUAUCACCCAAACAUAAACAGUAAUGGUAGCAUCUGUCUGGACAUCCUGAGGUCACAGUGGUCCCCAGCACUUACAGUUUCAAAAGUGUUAUUGUCCAUAUGCUCUUUGCUAUGUGACCCAAACCCAGAUGACCCCCUAGUCCCAGACAUAGCACACAUCUACAAGCAGGACAAAGAAAAGUACAACAGAUUAGCAAGAGAUUGGACUCAAAAGUAUGCAAUGUAAAGGACUGAAGUUUGAGACAACGGAAGAGGUUUAAGCAAAUUAACUUCAUGGACACUUCUGAAAACAGUACUGUUGCCACCCCUCAUCCACACUGGUUCAAGAAGAAGUGUUGUAUAUGGGAAGCACUUUCUAUCCCCAAACUAACUGCUUUUAUGCUAUGAAGUCAUUAUUUUCCUUUUGUUUGACGUUCCCAAUGUUAUAUAACUUAUUAUCGAGUUAUUUCUGAGAUGACCCAUACAAAAAACAGACCAAUUAUGACUCCACCCCCUCCAUCUUAUAGUUUUUUUCUCCUUUUAGAGAUUUUUAUUGUGUAGUAUAAAGCUAUACUGAAUCUAUUUUUAUUAUUUUGCAUUAAAAAGUUUUUUAAAAAAAUAAAAAAA